AUGUCCUACUACUUUGCCAUUGUCGGCACGCAGGAUAACCCGCUCUUCGAGUACGACUUCGGCACGUCCAAGCAGGGCGGCGAUGGCCUGGCGCACUUUUCCGAGCAGGCGCGCCAUCUGAACCAAUUUAUCGUGCACAGCAGCCUCGAUGUCGUCGAGGAAGUGUUAUGGGGGACCGGCCAGAUGUACCUCAAGUGCGUAGACAAGUUCUUCCAAAAUUACGUCUCUUGCUUCGUCACGGGCGCCAACACAAAAUUCCUCCUCCUCCACACGCCAUCUUCAGCCGCAAAUGCCUAUACCCCCGGCAUCAACGGAGGCCUUACGGGAGGCAACAGCUCUUCUGCAGCAUCCGUCUCGUCGCGUGCGUCCACAUCUAUCGGUGCCAAUCCCACGAGUGCGGCUACCGAGGAGGCCAUCAAGAACUUCUUUUUCGAAGUAUACGAGAGCUGGGUCAAAGCAACAAUGAACCCUUUCUACAAGAACAACAUGGAGAUCAGCAGUCCUGUGUUCCGGGCUCGAGUAGCUGCUGCAGGAAAGAAAUACCUGUAA
This is a messenger RNA of Grosmannia clavigera kw1407, 549 nucleotides long. Its product is annotated as trafficking protein particle complex subunit 2. The record is from RefSeq and is a predicted model, not a curated record. NCBI's taxonomy places the organism in Eukaryota, Fungi, Ascomycota, Sordariomycetes, Ophiostomatales, Ophiostomataceae. Gene Ontology annotation, cellular component: nucleus; TRAPP complex; cytoplasm. The transcript has 2 exons. Gene Ontology annotation, biological process: endoplasmic reticulum to Golgi vesicle-mediated transport. The coding region runs from base 1 to 549 and encodes 182 amino acids.